This is a messenger RNA of Rhizopus microsporus ATCC 52813, 2259 nucleotides long. Its product is annotated as metallopeptidase. Gene Ontology annotation, molecular function: metalloendopeptidase activity. Bases 1 to 2259 code for a protein of 752 amino acids. Gene Ontology annotation, cellular component: mitochondrion. NCBI's taxonomy places the organism in Eukaryota, Fungi, Mucoromycota, Mucoromycetes, Mucorales, Rhizopodaceae. The record is from RefSeq and is a predicted model, not a curated record. Gene Ontology annotation, biological process: peptide metabolic process. The transcript is spliced from 3 exons.
AUGAAUCAUUCAAUUCAGUCAAGAAAUGCUGCCAGCCCUGUCUAUUCUCAGCCUAAACGUAAAUCAGACAAUCACCUCUGUCUGGUGUUUGACGAUCAACAAGUGUGGAAGCAACUUUCAAACAAGAGUACAACCGAAUCAGUUGGUGUAUGUGGACAUCCACACUUUUCGGAUAUACACGGAAUUCAAUUUGCAGCACAACAAGCAAUACAGCGAUCUCAAAUAUUGGUUGAAAGAAUAUGUAAUGCUCCUUCUAACGGUGCCGAGGAAAUGAGAAAAGUUGUUAAACAUUUGGAUCGCUUGUCUGAUACCUUGUGUAGUGUUAUUGAUGUAGCAGAGUUUGUUAGACACGCCCAUCCUGAUAAUAACAUUCGGGAAUCUGUGCAUCAAGCAUAUAGUCAACUCUAUUCGUACAUGAAUGUACUUAACACAGAUACCAGGCUACAUAAGGUUCUUUCUGAAGCCCUGGCCGAUGAGCAAAUUGUAAAACACUUUACUGCCGAUGAAUACAUGUCAGCUAUAGUACUUUUACAUGACUUUGAAAAGUCUGGUAUACAUUUACCUAUCCAAAAACGUAAAGAAUUUGUCGAUUUAUCAGAUCGAAUCAUUCAUUUGGGACGAGAGUUCAUGCAGCAAAAUCCUCGAGCUAUUCGGGAAGUGAAGAUACCACUGGCAGCAUUAGGACGAUUGCAUUUAUCAGAUUCAUCUGUGACUAUCAAAAAUGGAUACGCUCAUAUACCAACCGAUUCAUCUGAAGCCCAAUUGAUACUAAAGUAUGCCAGUAAUGAACAAUUACGUAAACAAGUAUAUGAAUCAGUCCACACCGCUACAAAAGAGAGUAUUGCAGUUUUAGAGCAAAUGCUAAAAACGAGAGCUGAGCUUGCAGUUUUGGUCGGAAAAAGUUCAUUUGCCGAGUUACAACUACAAGACAGGAUGGCAAAAAGCCCAGAACAUGUGGAGGCGUUUCUCAGAAAAUUAUCCGAGCAUCAAAGUUCUUUAUUUAAAAGAGACAUGCAAUUGUUGCAAUACGCAAAACAACGAGAGCUGAACCUUGCUUCAGCACCUGUAGUCAAUGCUUGGGACCGUGACUAUUAUAUGCAUUUAUGUGGUGUAGAAGAGACCCAGAAUGGAUCUGUAAACCAUCAUUUGCCAUACUUCACUGUAGGUUCUGUCAUACGAGGCCUUUCACGCCUAUUUGAUUCUCUAUACGGUGUCAGAUUUGAGUAUGCCCCGAUGAGAUCAGGUGAAUCAUGGCACGAUCAAGUUCGAAAGCUAAAUGUUGUAUGUGAAAAUGAAGGCAAGAUUGGUGUCAUCUACUGCGAUUUAUUUUCUCGUGCAGGCAAGCCUCCUGGCGCUGCACACUAUACAAUCCGAACAUCCAGAAGAGUAGAUGACGAUGACUCUGAAAAUGAUGUCCGAUUCGCCUUUCCUAAUCGAAAUGUUGAUGAAGCCAACUUUCUACCCCCUAUUGUACAGCCUGCAGAACGUGUUCAAGGAAGAGACGGACUAUAUCAACUACCAGUGAUUGCGUUGUCAUGUAGCUUUUCUUUAAAAAGUCGUAACCAGCCUGCUUACUUAUCAAUGUAUGAAAUUGAAACAUUGUUUCAUGAAAUGGGACAUGCAAUGCAUUCUAUGCUGGGUCGUACAGAUUUCCAUAAUGUAGCAGGUACCCGCUGUGCAACUGAUUUUGUAGAACUCCCAUCUAUCCUUAUGGAGCACUUUAUUUGGCAUCCAAAGGUGCUGUCAUUGUUUAUGGAUGACCCAAAUACUGCUGUAGGAUCACCUGCGAGCAUAGAAUCCUUUUUGAAACAACGGAAGUCAUUUAAUGGCAUUGAACUUAAUAGUCAGAUUUUGAUGGCAUUAGUAGACCAAAGAUACCACUCCUCAAUAGCCAAAUCCGACAACUUCUCUAGCGUUAAAGAGUGGCAUCAACUCCAAGACUCAGUAGGACUCUUCCCGAGCGUUGCCUCAGCAAUGUGGCCUGUUCAAUUUCAUCACUUGUUUGGAUAUGCAGCCAAUUACUACUCUUAUCUCUUUGAUAGAGCAUUGGCAAGAAAAGUUUGGGAAACAAACUUUAAAGAAAAUCCUUUAGACAGAGAAAAUGGACAAGCGUUUAGGAAAGGUGUGCUCGAAUGGGGAGGCUCUAGAGACCCGUGGAAGUGUAUAGCAGAUGUGCUGGAAGAAGAGGACGCUUCAAAGAUAGUUAACGGUGAUGAGGUGGCUAUGAAGACUGUAGGAGAUUGGGGUGUUGAUGUGUAA